This is a messenger RNA of Canis lupus familiaris (dog), 1779 nucleotides long. RefSeq names its product transcription factor 23 (gene TCF23). The record is from RefSeq and is a predicted model, not a curated record. The transcript has 3 exons. Bases 169 to 747 code for a protein of 192 amino acids. Gene Ontology annotation, molecular function: RNA polymerase II transcription regulatory region sequence-specific DNA binding; DNA-binding transcription factor activity, RNA polymerase II-specific; protein dimerization activity. Gene Ontology annotation, biological process: developmental process; regulation of transcription by RNA polymerase II. NCBI's taxonomy places the organism in Eukaryota, Metazoa, Chordata, Mammalia, Carnivora, Canidae.
GGCUGUGCCGGGUGGGCGGUUUUCCCAGAGUGAGGAGUGAAGUGGGACUGACUUGGCACCAGCUCGCUCAGAUAUAGACAUUACUGGCCGGGUGACCAGCCUGCCCAGUUAGCUGGAGCCCAAGUUCUGGUCCUAGGGGCUGCCACAGGACCCCCGAAGGGGCGUGGCAUGUCACAGCGGGAGGUCGGAGGGGCACCGGCCAUGCCAGGUGUGGGGCGGAACCCGGCUAAGGCCACGCUGCAGUUGGUAGCGGGCACUGGCAGGAAGAAGAGCCGCCUGAGCAGAACAAGGCAGGACCGGUGGGAAGAGACCAGCUGGAGCAACCAAAGGUGGAGCAGAGCUGCCCCGAGCCCCCGAGGGGUCAGGGCCAGGAGCCUGGCUCCAAGCCGGAGUGAGGCCGGUCCUGAGAAUGCUGCACGGGAGCGGAGCCGGGUGAGGACACUGCGCCAGGCCUUCCUGGCCCUACAGGCUGCUCUGCCCGCUGUGCCGCCCAACACCAAGCUCUCCAAGUUGGACGUGCUGGUGCUUGCCACCAGCUACAUAGCCUACCUCACCCGCACACUUGGCCAUGAGUUGCCUGGCCCCGCCUGGCCACCCUUCCUGCGUGGACUCCGCUACCUGCACCCUCUCAAGAAGUGGCCCAUGCGGUCUCGUCUCUAUGCUGGAGGCCUGGGGAGCUCUGGCCUUGACUCCACCACAGCCACCACCUCAAGCCACAGAACAAAGGAGGAAGAGGCCAGGCCCUAAGUCUCUGAAGAGGCAAACGGUCUCUUUCCCACGAGGCCACUCUCACCGGCUCUUGGUGACAAAUGAGCAUCACACUUGCCUUUUUCUCAAGUUAGGGACCUGGAUUCUCUAUUGGCCCUGCUUGUCUUUACUCUGACUCUCAACCCUGGGAUGAGAUGGACUCAGGUUCAGCUCCAAGGUUCCAGCACACAGACCAGGCGAAGCAAUGGGCCCUUCAGCGAUGGGAGAGUACCCCAGGAGCACCGGUGGGGCAAGGGUGGGGGGCAAAAACUUAUCUUGGCACUGAGGGCUCUGCUGUGGCAGCUGCAAGGGAAGUGGGAGAAGAAGGGGUUUGGCUGGGUUGGAAGCUGAGUUAGGGCACCACCUCCUGCCUUUCUCCCCUUAGCUUCCCACAAAGCCUCCAGACAAUGCAAGAACAGAGACAUGGCUGAGCUGGUGCAGAGGUAGUGGCUUAGGGCGGCCGCAGCUGCAGGUGCUGAUGGGAAAGCCAAGGGCAGGGCAGGCUCUGGGUAGCUGUGAUUGUGAACAGAACUGGGCCAGGGUCACGUAGCCAGAUGGAAACUCAAGAAAGGAACCUGUUUGUUAUUGUUCCACAAGACCUUACCUGAUAUCCAAAAAGCAGUGGCAAAUUUAGGAAUCUAGUCUACACUGUGAUCUCUCCAGCUGACCCUCAUCACUACAUUUCCUCCCUCUCUGGGCUCUGUACCCUACCGCUCUCUUCGCGAUAUGACUUCUAAUGUACAGGUUAAGCCAGAAAGCUUGCAUUGCUCACUUUCCUGUUUCCAGAGGAAUUUUUUGAUGGUCCCAGCCGCCCAGUUUGAUAUGAUCUUAUCCUAGAGGCAGGUCUACCGGAAGUGAAGCAGACAGCACCCAAAGGCCUUCUAUCUGAAGACUACUGAUGGACCAGAUUACAUCUUUGAAGGACCUUAGAAGGAGAACACUUAUCUUUUCCAGGGGAUGAUAAUUACAGUCUUCUCUUUCCAUUGUGUUAGAAACCUAACCUCCAGGAAAAACAAGAUAGGCCUGAGUUCA